CCCUUUUUUUCCCACCGCGCAAGCUCUCCUUUGUGUGAUGGCCUAUCUUCACCACUCACUCCGGCGUAAUGAUAUGGUGCCAUUUGAUUUUUAUUGAGUUGGAAACAGCAGACGUGUUUCAUUGAAGGGGAAAUGUGUUUUUUUCCCUCACGUUCUGGGUGGAACAUCAGGUGAUAUGAGUUUCUGAGUCGACCGAAUUCACCAUGGCUACAUAAAUGUAAAUUUGGUGGCCAGUAUGGAUGGUUCUUUCAGGGGUAGACCUUACACGUACCAUUACGAUGGCGCCUUGUUUGACGGUCCUGAUGACCAGUACGUCAAUAUUAUGCUGUCGUCUGAUGGACUAUUACAGAGCGAGGUCUUGGAAGAUGAUGAAGAAAAUGUGGUGGUAGAUGUGGACGACUCUUCAGGGGCUAGCAGUAAACCAAGCCCAAAUAGCGUUCCCGUGGACACUGCAGCCUUCAACAGACAGGCGAGCUACUCCGAUGAGCCUAAAGGCUACGUUCAAGUAACUCACACAACCAGAAACAAAGCUGACCACAGAGUGACCGUCUCUCGGACGGUGCCUGAGAUCCUGGAGACUCUCCCGUCUCUGGACGAACCCGUAAUCCAGCCGCUGCCCUGCGAGUCGGAGAUCUACGAUAAGUGGGCGCGGCUUCCUCGCGCGGAUCAAGAGUCAUCACGCCCUUCGGUGCGGCCGAUCACCGUCACCGCCAAGGGCUGGACAUUACUGCAAUCUAUGCACAACCCACCCCAGCCCACUUCUGCCACGGCUCCCUACAAACAAAACCCUGCUUUGGUAGCCUUGGCAGACGAAGAAUGCAACACACUAGACAGUAUUAUUGACCAUUACAAUCAAAUGUAUUUAGUCCAGUCUGGACAAGUGACCCCAUCCGUUCAUAAACCAGAUGCUCCCCAUGUCAAUGAAAACGAACCAGACCUUAAAGUAUUGAACCCAAGUGGAAGAAAAUCACCGCAAAUACUAACUCCUCUUAACAAAAAGUUGCCAACAUCAAAUGCUAACAACUUAAAUGUGCCAAAUUUAUCCACGCAGAAUGUAAGCCCAGCAACUUCGAAAAAACAAACACAUCAGCCCAUUUCUGCUGCUACCGCGAGUAUUGACUUGCCUUCGAAUAUAAACCAAUCCGAUAAGAUUUAUCAAGUGGCCAGAUUUUGGUCUUGGCGGCCUUCAAAAACGUCGGUGAAAUUUCAGAAAACUUCGAAGCCUUUAUCCAAUCAGGCAGAGAAAUUGGACAGGAAUAAAAAGUCAAGCAAGAAGGAAAAAGUAAAUACCAAAGUUUUUGUGAAAAAAAGUGGAACUACUGCUGAUACUUUAACCGCAGCGCGCCCUGCAGCAGGGUCAACUGUUGGCGGGAACACUAUGCAAGCAACUUAUACGAAUGACAAUUUGGAUGAUGUAUCCCAAUCGAGAUCUCGUUUUUUGAAGAGCACAAUUGGAGAUAACUCGCUGACGUCUGCUAGAUAUGACAACACCAACAUAGACUUGUCGCGCGGUGUUGGCAAUUCAGACAAUGCUCCAACUCAGAGAAGCUCAGAAUACAAUUUCAGAGUGAACAAUUCUGCGAAACUCAAACCUUCGCCACGAGCGGUAAACAGAUCUAUCAAACAGAGUCCAAUCACGCAAACGAAAACCUCUCCGCAGGCUAGAUACAGAACAAAACUGACUAGGUCCACUGACCCCGAGUCCAGGUCAAUAGUUCAAAGGUCAAUGCAAAACGAAGGAGACGUUCCUCAAGUUCAAUUUUUGGAUUUGAACGAGUUGAAUUUAGGUCAAAACUCUAGAUUAAAUCAAAGACAGAAACCCCACGAUCUCAGAGCUUUAACCUUCAGCCUUCGAGGUAAACCUUCUGACCCGAAAUCCAUGAUCUAACUGUAUACAAAUUAUUUUCGCUCAAAAUGAGCGCCAUCUUGUGAUCUAUGAUGUCAUCAGCAGACGAUAUUAUCAUUUAAGUGAAACAAUGAAGUUGUGAUUCCUUGUCGUCAUGACUCUUAAGAAACAACGUAAUAUUAUGUUUUCGCUCUUUAAAUUUUUCUCGUAUCUAGUCAGUUGAUAUUUACGAAUCGUAUUAAAUUGUGAUUUAUUGAAGAAAAAAAAUCACAUUAUCAAUGAGCCUAAUUUUGAAGCAUAAAAAUUACAUCUAGUAUUUACUUUCUUCAAUGGCAAGUCCUUCACCAUAAAGUGCGAAAAAAUAAAUAGAUGAAUGCAGUAACCAAGUGCGACUAGUCCUUUUAGUUGAAAUAAUUGGAUUAGUUGUAAUCAAUUACUAGUGGCUAGAUCGAUAAGUGAUAUAGAUCGAUGUUUGACUGACUGACGGGCCUCUGAAGUAUGUAAACUGCUGGGAACAAAACACGCAGCCAUUUGGAGCCUUUUGUGACCUAUUGUAUCAUUCCUAAAACAUCUUGAGGACCACUGCUCAACGCUAUUCUGAAACUGUCUUGUCAUGGUCACAGAGCUAUUUACAUAUUGGACUAUAUGAAAUGUAGAAUUUUUUUAGUUUUUUUUUAAGCUUUAAAGUAAUUGUAAGUAUUUUUGUUAUUAAAAAUGUUUUAAAAUAUGUAAUAAUAUAAUAUAUAAUAAUAUAUUAUAUAAAUAUUGUUAAAAUAUUUAUUUGAGCCCAAAUUAAAAGCCUUUGUGUUAAAUAAUUCUGUUAUCACAAAUUCAUAUCUGAAACAGUGCCUCAGCCAUAAUAAGAUCUAAAUAUCUAAAAGACAAAGCUACAUGCAUUAGGUCAAAGGUUAGGUCAAUGGGAUAAACGGAAAUAGAUCUCCGAGAUCUAUUUAUAGCUCUGUUCAGUUUGAAAUAAU
Molecule: messenger RNA, 2823 nt
Organism: Biomphalaria glabrata
Lineage: Eukaryota; Metazoa; Mollusca; Gastropoda; Planorbidae
Exons: 2
Coding region: 236-1888 (550 amino acids)
Source: RefSeq, a predicted model, not a curated record